AUGCCGCGGCCAGUCCGCGACUGCAUGCUUGAUUCUGCUGCUUCUUCUGUGGCUCACAGGUCUCACAAAAUAAUAGCAGCAAGUACGAGCGAUAGCAGAAUUUCAGCUAUCCCCAUUACCAUACCUUCAAUUUCGGUUUCAAUCAUAGGCGCUGAAAAAGAUCCCACAUCAAUCAUGGUAAUGGCAAUUGACUCCACAGUCCACAGUGCAAUACGGCAAUUGAAGGAUGAGAAGAUGACACUUAAUGUCAAUUGA
This is a messenger RNA of Dovyalis caffra, 255 nucleotides long. The record is from the annotation of a GenBank genome assembly. NCBI's taxonomy places the organism in Eukaryota, Viridiplantae, Streptophyta, Magnoliopsida, Malpighiales, Salicaceae.